Chironomus riparius is the source of this 4360-nucleotide messenger RNA. Lineage: Eukaryota; Metazoa; Arthropoda; Insecta; Diptera; Chironomidae. The record is from the annotation of a GenBank genome assembly.
GGUAGAACUAUAAAAGCAAAAGUGUUAGUAAAAUAUCAGUCAAAAAUAGAUUUCUCCGAUUUUUUGCUAUUUCUCAUCAUCAAAUCGUGUUUAAUUAAAUGACACUGUGAUUAUAAAGUGAAGUAUUUGACAACAAAGAAUUCAUAAAAGCACGAUGUUCUGGGAUACAACAUAUACAAAUUCAGCAAAUAUAGAUGCUUUACUCAGCAAAGACGAUUGCAGCCUCAAAGAAUUACUAGAUGAAGUUGAACUUUUACAAGAAUGCAAGUCACAGAAUCAAAAAAUAGUCAAGUUCCUCAAUCGUCCGGAAGUUGUGGACGAGCUUGUCACGCUCAUCACAAUAGUGCCACCAAGUAAUUUAGAUGAGAAACAACGCUUCCUACAUCCAAAUUUAGCAUGUGAAAUUCUUACCUGCGAUAUUCCGUCACUAAAACAACGAAUAGCUGAAGACCAUAAUUUAUUAAAUAAGCUCUAUGGCUUUUUUGAACAAAAAACUCAGCUCAAUCCACUCCUGGCAUCAUUCAUAUGUAAAACAUUUGGUAUGUUUAUAGUAAAAAAAAUGGAUCAAGACUGGUUUUUGUAUCAGACUAUAUGUCUUUACGUAUUGGAAUUUAUAAAGACAAAGGAUAACUUCCUUGACGUUAUGGUGCAUCACUUUUCAACGCCUGUUGUUAUGGAUUUACUCUUGACGAUGUUAAACGAUAUAGAAGAUCCAAGAAUGAAAAGUUCAUUUCUCGAAUGGAUUAAUGAGCGUGGAUUAAUUGAGAAGAUGAUUGAUGUACUUCACAUGCCAAAUGAGAAUGAAAAGCACGUAAUUGUUGCACAAUUCCUUACUGAACUUAUAAAGACUGGCCGAUGUAAUCGUCAAAAUGAUACAGAAGACCGAAAGAGCUUACCAAAUCCAUUACUUCAUCGAUUGGAAAAUUCACAGACUACAACGCGACUCAUUGAUGCUAUACUAAGUGCAACAAGUACGGAAAGUGGAAUUUUGUCAGGUCUUCAGGUGCUAUUAUGUUUAUUGGAGAAUUCAAUUAUUCAGGAACCUGUCUCACAAACCGCCUUGCAACAAAUCAUCGAUGCCGAGAAAGAGCAUCACGACGAAGUUGUUAAUUCGCUCAUGAGCAUUAUUCAGCCUCGUAUUCAUCAACUUUUUGAGCUUCUUUUAAAUCCACCAUUAAAAACCCCAUUGGAAGGAGUAGAAAAACCAAUGGCAUCUACUUUAGGUAAUGUUAGACUCCAGCUAUGUAAUUUAUUCACAGUAUUACUAGAAACGGAAAAUUCAUUAAUAAUUGAAGAAAUCUGUAAGACAAAUUUCUUUACUGAGUUGCUCAAUUUGUUUAAGCAAUAUUGUUGGAAUAAUUUCUUGCAUAAUUAUGUGAGAAGAUGCUUUGUUUAUGGUGUACAAGCAUUUGAUACAAUACCAAACAACACACAGCUAGUGAUUUCUGCCUUACAAAAGCAUAUUAUUGUUGAUUGUAAACUUGCUGAUCGAUUAAUAGACUGUUGGAAUGAGAAUGCUUUAAGUCAGCAGAAAGGAGGACGUAGAUUAGGAUAUAUGGGACAUUUAAUAGAAAUUCUCAGUGCCAUUAGUUCAACGGAAUCAGCGUCAGAUGACUUUCGUGCCUUACUAGAAAGCAGUUUAACAUGUGCAACAUUAGGCAGCGGCGAGCCAAUAUCAGCAAUUGACGUGUGGACUAAAAUAAUGCAAUCAAAUGAGAACGAGUUACAAGUACAAAAACGCUUUUUGGCUGACUGUGAUCCUAGCGAACGUCAAGAAUAUGGCCAAAGUGGUCUCACUGGGUUUCCGUCCAUUCCCGAUGAUACAGAGAUCGACACAGAAGACUACUCUUACAACUUUAUCCCCUCAAUGCACAGUGCAGUAAAUGGUAAUGACUUUAACACGGACUAUAACGACGAUGAUGAUUUGCUGGAAUCACGCCACAAAAUGUUUGAGGAGGCCUGUAAUCAAAAUACCUCGGCAAUGUCAUUCCACACGAAUUUCGACAAUUGGGAUCAACAUCAAUUCUUCAACAGUGCGUUGCUUAAGUCAUCGCCAUUUGAGGAACAAGAUGAUAAUAAUAAAGACAGUGACCUUCAUAAUGAUCCGUUUACAAAUGAUCCCUUUGCGGACACAUCCACAAGUGGUUUCGACGCAAUAAUUGGUAAUAAUAAUAUAAGUAGCAAUCAGCUGAUGUACGGCUACCAUAAUGGCAUUUAUGGUCAAUCAAAUGAUUUCCUUAUGAACUUUUAUGCAUCUCAAUGUACUAACUAUCCUUUUACGGCUACUAACACUCCUUCGUAUAAUAAUCCGUUCCAUCCGCACCAUUUUAUUAAUCAUCACGUUAAUGUUAAUGAUAAUGACAUGAAUGAUAUAAAUAGCAAUAAUGAUAAUUGGGCAAAUUUUAAUUCAUCGCCAGAUAAUUUUGCUGACUUUGAUUCACAUUUUGCUAAUAUGGCGCCAAUUGGAGUUGAAUCUAUGCCUCAAAUGCGUCUAGGCACGGAAGAAAGUUAUGAAGCAGGACCAAAUGAUGACAAAGAACAGCAACAGAUAGAAGAGCAACAAUGUUUUGUGGCAACGACUCAAGUUAUUGAAAUAUCAUCGCUUCCACCACCCGAAACAACAACUGCAUCUAUGCCUGACUUUUUAGAGAUGCCAGAAGAGAGGCAUGAAUUCCAACUCGGUCCAAAUCCAGUCGAUUCCGAUUUAACAAGCAUGAAGUCAAUUUCAGCAGCAAUUGAGGAGCUUGAGGAUGAAGAAUUUUAUUCAUUGCGUGACGAUUCGAAUGAAAUGAACAGCUUUACUGACGAUACGGACAGAAAGCUUGUCAAUGAGAAUACGGAAAUUCCAGAGGAUGAUGACGACGAUUUUGCGUCAGCUGAUGAAAGCUCAAGUAAAGGCAAUUCAGAAGAAGAAACCAACAGCAAUGCAGGAGAUCAUUUUGUGGACUGUGCACUUCCGUCGUCAAUGGAUGAAGAGGAGCAUAGUAAAACGAAUGGUAUUGAGAAGGUGAAAGAAAGUGAAAUCUUCUGUGAAUCCGACGAUGAAAAAACGUUAACUUCAGAUGAGUUUAUCGAUUCGCCCGACAUUAUAAAGAAAUUAGCACAAUCACCAGAGGAAGCUAUCACAAACCUUUCACCAACUACUGUUGUGCCAUUAGAAAAUGGAUCUGCAUAAAAAAAGUAAAUUAUUAGAUGAAAAAAAAUUGGAACUUUUUUUUAAUUUUAAAAAUAUAUUUUUAAAUUUAAAAAAAAUCAGAGUAAUAACGACUGAAUAAAAAAAAUAAAAUAAAAGAGAAUUCACGCAUGCAGUACACAAGAUACACACACAUACCCACAACACAUAUUCAUAUUUCUAUUUUGUUAUACUGAAGCAAAAACACAAAAAAAAAAUACUAGACACAACCAGAAGUAGAUAAAGAAAUGCGCCAAAAAAAGAAAAGAAAAAAGUCCUCUAUCAAUAAUAAUAACUGCUACUCUCACAUUAUUUUCUUCCUUGCUCUAAAUACAACCUACAAUUUACAUAGCAUAAAAUUAUUCAUAUCACAGAUAAAUAAAUAAAAAAGUUUGUAUUUUUGAUGCAGCGAGUGCAAAUAAUAAUUUAGCGAUUAAAUAUAAAAACUACACAUUUGAUAAAUUAUUAAUUUUAUGAUUUUCUUCUUCUUUUCGAAUGAGACGUGAUCAAUUUUUAUAAAAAAUAUGAAGGGAUUAACUUAUUAAAAAAAAAAGUAGGAAAAAUUCAAAAUGCGGUGAUGUUUUUUAGCAUAAAAAACGGGUCUUCCUGUGACAAUUCACACAUUCAUCACAUUUCGUAGGAAAACGAAUUUUUUUUGUUUCAAUUCUUCGUCCAAAAGUUUCAAAUUAAGUUUCACUUAAUUUUGUAAAUUAAAGAUAUAUUAAAAAUUGGAUAAGCAGCAAACAAAUGGAUGCAAUUUAAUGACAAUGAACAAUUUUAUAAGGCAAAAUUAGAUGUUUAUCUUGUAAAGGAACGAUAUGUGCAUCCUUGUAACAUAAAUGAGCGGCACAUCGUUAUUGCAACGACAUUGUCAAGAUGUCACAGAGACAUAGAGGUAGGGUUGGGCAGAAUCGUAUUCGAAUAUAUUCGAAUAUACAUAAUUCAAAAAAUAACCGUUAUUAAUCGUGAUUUUUUUUAAUAAAUGUUAAACAAUUAAUUAAAUAACUUACAACUAAAAUAUCGACGUUUUCGGCUAAAGAAAGUACUUCCAUUGCUUUUCCAUUAAAAUUAGAUCUAUUUUAGUAAUUGUUUAACAUGAUUUUUUCAAUUGAAAAAAUUUGAUAUCAAAGAAUAUUUGAAGAGUAUAAAAAUUUUUAACGGUCUAUAAAUAUUUGAAAAUUUUCCCGC